Messenger RNA from Ostrinia nubilalis (European corn borer), 1227 nucleotides. Its product is annotated as BTB/POZ domain-containing protein 3-like. Lineage: Eukaryota; Metazoa; Arthropoda; Insecta; Lepidoptera; Crambidae. The coding region runs from base 1 to 1227 and encodes 408 amino acids. Gene Ontology annotation, biological process: neurogenesis. Gene Ontology annotation, molecular function: protein binding. Gene Ontology annotation, cellular component: cytosol. The transcript has a single exon. The record is from RefSeq and is a predicted model, not a curated record.
AUGACGGACUCGAAGAGCCGUCUGAAGCAUUUAUUUGACACAAAAGUGUUGGCUGACUGCACAUUACUCGUGGGAAAAGAGAAACAACCAGUGACAGGACACAAGAUCAUAUUGUCGGCAGCAUCUUCGGUACUUCACCAAAAACUCGAAACUGAUGGAGCUGACCAACCUAAAGUAACCCUUCCUGAUGUUGAACCAGAAAUUUUUCAGUCCAUGCUAAAAUACAUUUAUUUGGAUUCAUUGGACGGAACCGGAAAUACAGUUUUUGGACUAGCUGCAGCCGCAAAGGCCUACCAAAUGCCGCAUUUGUUAAAGAAGUGCUGUGAGUAUAUCUCUCAAAACCUGACUGUUAAAAAUGUACUCCAAGCUUACAGUUUUGCUAAUGACUCCAAUGAUGCUGAAGAUCUAAAGAAAAAAUGUGAAACAAUGAUGAGGACUGAAACAAAAGCAGUGCUCGCUGAUAGCAGUUUUGAAGAAGCGUGUCUCGAUGUAGUGGUAGCAUUAUUCUCGCAGGAAGUCCUAGAAAUUGACAGCGAGUUGGAUCUUCUGGAAGCAGCUGAUCGAUACGCCAAGCAUAUCUCCAAAUGUGAUUAUGCCAACAAAGAUCUUUCUAUACGAAGCAUUUUGGAAAAAAUACGUUUCCUCUCCCUGACUCCGGAGGAGUUCGAAAAAGGUCGAGCUUCUACUACUAUCCUGGCAUCAUCUGAAGCGUGUGCGAUACUUGCUAACAUAGCUUCUGAUAAAACAACGGUGCCGUUUCCAGAAGGGUUUUCUUUGAGAAGGGAUCCAAGAACAACGUCGAAUGUAUCUAUCAUUAAACUUAUGCCAGAAGUGAAAUUUCAAUUCAAGGUAGAUGACUUUGAAAAUUUGGCAAAUAAAAUGGGAAAGGCAUGGUCUUCGAAAUGUAAGUUACAAAACUUGAAAUGGAAAAUUGGGAUCGAAUUUUUAGUCGAAGACUCUGUAAAAUACUUAGGAAUUUAUGCUUAUUCCAUUUGGGAAAGUGAGACUGAAAAAAAAUCAUUGAAGCCAGAAAUUGAAUUUACGCUUGUUAGUACCCAAAAUGAGAAACCAAUGUUCUCGAAGAAAUUUACACAGACGUACAGCAGUGAAUCACCUAACUGGGGAUAUAAAAAAUUCAUCGAAGUAUCUAAAUUACUAGACCCCACUGAACACUAUAUUGUAGAUGGUGGCAUUACUUUCCAAGUGUACAUUAAAGUUGAUGAAUAA